This is a messenger RNA of Hypoxylon trugodes, 1383 nucleotides long. Its product is annotated as thiolase-like protein. Lineage: Eukaryota; Fungi; Ascomycota; Sordariomycetes; Xylariales; Hypoxylaceae. The transcript has 2 exons. The record is from RefSeq and is a predicted model, not a curated record. Bases 1 to 1383 code for a protein of 460 amino acids. Gene Ontology annotation, molecular function: acyltransferase activity, transferring groups other than amino-acyl groups.
AUGCCGGCCAAGCAAAAGCAGCCAGUGUAUGUCCUAGGCGUAGGCAUGACCAAAUUCAUCAAGCCACGCGGCAAGGUCGAUUACACGGAACUAGGCUUCGAAGCCGGUGUUAAAGCUAUGCUGGACGCUCACAUCAACUAUGACGACGUCGAGCAAGGAAUCGCUUGCUAUUGCUAUGGCGAUUCUACAUGCGGACAGCGUGUAUUCUAUCAAUUCGGCAUGACCCAGAUCCCCGUUCUCAAUGUAAACAACAACUGCUCCACCGGGUCGACAGGAUUAUCGAUGGCUCGCAAUACCAUCGCUUAUGGUGGAGCCGAUUGUAUCCUCGUCGUUGGUUUCGAGAAGAUGAUGCGUGGUAGUCUCCAGAGCUUCUUCAACGAUAGGCAAAACCCCCUUGGCCCUACUCAUAAGAUGAUGGGUGAGACUCGUGGCUUCACUAAUGCCCCUGGCGCUGCUCAGAUGUUCGGCAACGCCGGACGGGAGUAUAUAGAAAAGUAUGGUGCCAAGCUAGAGGACUUUGCAGAAAUCGGCCGUGUCAACCACGCGCACUCUGUCCACAACCCAUACUCACAGUUCCAAGAUGUCUACACGUUAGACCAAAUCCUUAAGGCGCCUAUGAUACACGAGCCCCUCACCAAGCUCCAAUGCUGUCCGACAUCCGACGGUGGUGCCGCCGCUGUACUAGUAUCGCAAGACUUCCUAGACGCGCGCCCGCACCUAAAAGAUAACGCCAUCCUAAUCGCAGGCCAAUGCUUAGCUACGGACUCACCAUCACUCUUCUCCCGCUCUGCCAUUGACCUAAUCGGCUUCGAUAUGAGUAAGCGCGCAGCCGAGACCGCACUAGGUGAAGCUGGGAUUACAUCGAAGGAUGUCCAGGUCGUUGAGCUACACGACUGCUUCUCAGCUAAUGAGCUUGUAACGUUGGACGCGCUAGGGCUAUGUGAACCGGGGAAGGCGCAUGAAUUGGUGAGGGAAGGGGAUAUUACGUAUGGCGGGAAGUACGUCGUCAACCCCUCCGGUGGCCUGAUAUCUAAGGGCCACCCUCUCGGCGCAACCGGCAUUGCGCAGUGCGCGGAACUCGUCUGGCAUCUGCGCGGAUGGGUGAAUAAUCGUGCUGUACCGAAGACGCGGUACGCUCUCCAGCAUAACCUGGGACUAGGUGGCGCGGCUGUAGUUACUGUGUAUAGUCGACCUGAUAGAGGAUUGGCCCCGACACCAGCAUUGGACUCCGUGGCAGUGGGUCAGAAGAAUGGGCUUGGGUAUAAUCCCGCGGUCGAGGCGAGGGGGUUUGCGGCCGCGCAGUGCAAGAGUGUGCUUAGUAAGAAGGCGUAUAGCUCAUGGGCGUUGCAAGAUACGGAGGAGAAAGUUACGGCGAGGUUUUGA